This is a messenger RNA of Guillardia theta CCMP2712, 1293 nucleotides long. RefSeq lists its product as hypothetical. The record is from RefSeq and is a predicted model, not a curated record. Lineage: Eukaryota; Cryptophyceae; Pyrenomonadales; Geminigeraceae. The transcript has a single exon. Bases 1 to 1293 code for a protein of 430 amino acids.
AUGUCAGUCGCCGCACACAGACCUCCGAUGAACUACCCUGAACCUCGUACGAAGCUUAUGUUCGGGUUCGGUGCGGCAUCGCUGUCAUCGAAUCCGUCGCAAACUCCGGCUGAGAGCAAGAUCUGCUUCGGAAUUGGAAGCAAUGUAAGCAGCUCGGGCGGACAAACAAGACCAUCUGGAGUGAAUCACACAGUCUCGGCUGCUUCUUUGUUUGGAUGCAAGAUUGCUGGUGUCUGCUCUAGUGACGAGAGUCCGCUCCCCAUGGGCUCUACGGGCGCGCUAUCUUCCUUACUUCAAAAGUCGCAAGCUCCAUCACGUUCUUGCUUGUUGGAGGUCUCGUUGAAGGCAUUGCAAUGCGAUAAGUCUCCCCCUUGUUUGCGAGCAAAUGCAGCGAGCUCAAUCGCCAACAUGGCUUUGCAAUCCGACAUCCAGAACAAGAUGCUCGUUCCAUCCAACCUUGAUUCUCUUGUACAUAUUUUGAAAUGCUCAGAAGAAAGUACUGUCCGACAAUUCCUGUGCAUGGCUUUCGGAAGACUUGUGUCGAACAAAACGUCCUUGCCGGUUCUCUUGGCCCAUGACUCUCUUGUACAGACGUUGCAGGAUAUUGCAAAGGACUCGAACUUGGGGUAUUGGAGACAGGCUGCUCGCACAGUUGCGAUCAUGACUGCAAAGGCAUCUGAUCAGAAUCAACUCAGCAACAUGUGCACAGCUGGAAACAUUGGAAUUCUGCAAAAACUCAUGCAGAUUGAACAAACAGAAAUCCAGACAGACGCCAUCAGAGCUCUUGUACCCUAUGUUCAGAACGCUGACAGGAUCGCACUGCUCAAUGAUAACAACAUCUGGGAGAGCUUGUUCAGGAUGGCUCACCAGUCACACUCCCCAGUGAUCGAACAGUUGACUGUAAAUAUCCUACAAACUGCAAUGGAGUCGAAAUCAAAUGGAAUUCGAUUCUCGUACCAUGCUCUGGAAUUACUCUCCGAUCUUGCGAAAGCUCAACGAGUCAAGUGGGAGACUGCUGGUGUCUGUGGUGCAAGGAACAGAUCGUUCAGUGUGGUCUUGUGUCAGUACCUCUGUGCUGAUCACGGUGAGGUGCAUGAGUACGAUCACUUGGUGGCGUCAGGAGUCUCGCGUGAGGUGGUUUCGGAUGUUUUGGAAAUGUCCAACGUGGCAGAAUUCGAAGACGAGGCGAACGUCGCCGAUUCGGGGAAGAGGAAGCGGCAUAGGCAAGAAACGAUCACUGCCUUUGCUAGACUGUGUACGGUCAGGAAGCGCAGCCGAAGUAUAGUAGACUAG